GUCGAUUUGGCUGACGGGCGACGGCAAAUCAUCGACAAUGUUGGCAGCACCGAGCCGAGCAGCCUGUCGAGCAUGCACACCGACGAGAGUGGCCAUGUCCCUCGUGUCACACCGUGCACCGGUAGCGAGCACCUCUCAAGUUCAGCCUGCUCGACGGCCAAUUGCCACAUCGACUCUGUCGCCCUUGCGAUCAAUUCGACGCUACCGUCCAUCCAAGCUUGGCCGGCCACAGCGACGCAGUCUCUUUGUACAGACCGAGAACACGCCCAACGAAGACUCGAUCAAGUUUGUUCCUGGCGUGCCAGUAACGACCAACGGAUCAACUCACGAGUUCACCACGCCUACUUCUGCUCUCGUCUCCCCCCUAGCCGUCUCGUUGUUCAGUAUCAAUGGCGUCAAGUCGGUCUUCUACGGACCUGACUUUGUCACCAUCAACAAGGAGCCAGAAGCUUCCUGGGCACUCAUGAAGCCUGAGAUCUUUAGCUUUCUCAUGGAACACUUUACUGCCGGUACGGAUCUCUUCCGAUCCGGUUCAGCCGAAUCACAAGGUCUCGGACCGGAAGAUACGAGGAUCCUGCCUGACGAUAGCGAGACGGUCGCCAUGAUCAAGGAAUUACUAGACACGCGAGUCAGACCGGCCAUCCAGGAGGACGGAGGGGAUAUUGAGUAUAGAGGCUUCAUUGAGGACACUGGCAUCGUCAACGUCAGCCUCAAAGGAAGCUGCAGAGGCUGCGACUCGAGUACCGUCACGCUCAAGUCGGGCAUCGAACGUAUGCUCACUCAUUAUAUUCCAGAGGUCAAAGCAGUCGAGCAAGUGUUAGGCGAGGAGGAGAAGGUCUCUCUUAGCGAAUUUGAGAAAUUCGAAGAGCGACUGCGUUCGGGCGGCAAGACAGUCUCGAUCUAGCUAGCAGCGGCUAUUGUUCACAGAUGCGAAGUAUUGCAUCAUGCACAGCAACAACAUCUGCAAGAUUCGCACUGAAAGGGUCCAUAAGGAUAUCUAUUGCUGGCGCUGACGCUUGUCAAACUGUUCGCUUUCGGGGUACGAGCCUCUUGACAUGCUUGAGACCGGGUGCAGUGUUCGCUUGAGAUGAUCCCGCGUUUCGAAGAUUGGCUCUUCCCGAACAGGCGCACUGCUCUGUCGAGAUGCUAACGGAGAUCUUGCUGGCGAUGUGGCUCUGUCGCCUUGCCCAUCUAACCGGGCCUCGUAAUGCCGUCUUUCUUCGUCUCGCAUAGCAUCCACAGAUCGUGCCGAGCUUUGCUGUGGUGAGCCAUAGUCAUCUGU
Messenger RNA from Mixia osmundae IAM 14324, 1282 nucleotides. RefSeq lists its product as uncharacterized. Gene Ontology annotation, cellular component: mitochondrion. The transcript has 2 exons. Gene Ontology annotation, molecular function: iron ion binding; iron-sulfur cluster binding. Gene Ontology annotation, biological process: iron-sulfur cluster assembly. The coding region runs from base 95 to 904 and encodes 269 amino acids. NCBI's taxonomy places the organism in Eukaryota, Fungi, Basidiomycota, Mixiomycetes, Mixiales, Mixiaceae. The record is from RefSeq and is a predicted model, not a curated record.